Messenger RNA from Prorocentrum cordatum, 1497 nucleotides. The record is from the annotation of a GenBank genome assembly. NCBI's taxonomy places the organism in Eukaryota, Dinophyceae, Prorocentrales, Prorocentraceae.
AUGAUCCAGGGCAAGGGGCACGACCACACUCUUGACAACUGGAGCCUCGGGGUGCUCCUCUACGAGAUGUGUGUUGGGCGGCCGCCCUUCCAGAGCACAAAUCACGUUCUCCUGAUCUCAAAGAUCCUGUCCAAGGAGUUCAACUUCCCCGCUUUUGUGCCCAAUCCCGUGAUCGAGCUGGUGUCCGGGCUGCUUCAGCACGAACCGCGAGAUCGCAUGUCUAUUGACAGCGUGCUCCAGCACCAGUGGCUGAUCACACGCGCAAGCGUAGCCGAGCCACCCGCUGCCCUGGACAAGCACGUCAUCCACGAGCACAGCUCCUCGGCGCCCGUGCCCGAGAAUGUGCCCGCACCAGGCAUCUCUGCUGUGCAGAAGAGCCUCCGGGAGGCCCAGGCCAAAGCCGUGGCGCAGCCGCACUCGCCCAACGUGCAUGGCGCGACCCUUCCAGGCCAGGACGCGCAGCACGAGAUGCCCUGCGCUGCGCCUCCGCCUUCAGCGCCUGGCACGCGCGAGCCGAACCGGAAGCAGCCUCCAUCGUCCGUGGUGCCCACGCGGGCGCUCUUGGAGGGCACGCCGCGCCUGGAGCAGAGCUCGAUGCAGCGCCAGAGAUCGCCCUCGGCCUCUGCCACGCCAAGCCCGCCUGCGCCACCGCGCGGCCCCGUACCGCCGCGCCGCACUGGCGCGGCCUCGAUGACGCUGCCGAUGCCGUCGAGGGCAGGGCCAGAGCAGGCGGCGCAGCAGGAGGCGCAGCGGGUCCUGACCGCGACGACGCGCGUCCCGUCGCCCGCGCGCACGCCGCUGCAAUCGACACCCUUCCGGCGCAUUGCCGCCCCGCAGCCCGCCGUGACGCCGCUGGGUGCCGGGCAGCCUGGCCACGCCGCGCAGGGAGCAAUGCCCGGCGCCGCGGCUGGCGGUGGCAUGUGGCAGGCAGCCUCGGGCCCGGGCAGCGCCAGUGGCUUCCAGCGCCUGGCCGUGCCCACGGGCGUGGCGACGGAGCCGGCCUUCGCCGCCGCGGUGCAGGCACGCCGGGGCAGCCCCGCGCGGCCGGCGGGCGCCACCGCGCAGCUGCUUGCCACGCCGGCCGCGAGGACCCGAUGCUGCAGCGGCUCGCCGGCGACGCUCUCGGCAGGCCUGGUGCCCAGCGCCGCAGCAGUGCCGCGCCAGGCGCCAGCGGCGCAGCAAGGAAGGCUCCCCACAGAGGCCCCGCCGCAGCUGCCCGGGCGCGGCUGCUGGCCCGCCCUGGGGCACCCUGGCGCGCAGGCGCAGCAGCUGGCGUGUGCAGCCCGUGGAGUCGAGGCAGUAGCUCCCAUGCUGGCCGGCUGCGCCGCAUUUCAAGGUCCCGUUGUCCAAACGAUGAUGUCCAGCACUCUGGCGCACGUUGCGGCGGCAUGCGGCGUGAACUACUGUGGCGGCCACGCUGUGCGAGCAGGUGGUGUCAUCUCGGUUGGCAGUCCUCUGCAUCUGCUGCCGCAUGCAGCGUCUUGCGCUGGCUGUUGA